Cuscuta epithymum is the source of this 2546-nucleotide messenger RNA. The record is from the annotation of a GenBank genome assembly. Lineage: Eukaryota; Viridiplantae; Streptophyta; Magnoliopsida; Solanales; Convolvulaceae.
AACUGACCCUUUACUCGGAUCAAAUCAUACAAGAAAAAAAAAUUAAUCCAAUUAAAAGCAUGUUCACCGAUAGUAUAAUUAUAAAUUAAUGUAUUCAAAUAAAUAAACUUCCCUCAAAUCAAUAUGCACAUUUAUUUCAAUUAUGUUGUCUUAUAAGUUAAUGACUCCAAUGUACUUUUAGAAUGUUAUAUUAAUAUAUUUUUAUUUGCCUAAAGCUUUAGGUGAAUUUAGAAUGAUAGACCCAUUUUAUGUGUCCUACUUUAAUUAGUUUGGCACACAUAUUAAUAAAGUAGUUGAAAAAGUAAAAGUUAUGAUUGCGAUUUGAGUGUAAUAAAGUGAAAUGUUGUUGACUACAUAUUUUUUUUCAGCAAAGAAAACAUGACACUUAUUUUGGGACAACUCAAAAAGGAAAGCCGGAGACAUGUAAAAUGGGACAGAGGGAGUAGUAAACUACUCCGUAUUAUCUUUAGUUUUUAUUUCUUUAAUGGAUUCCAAAUUAAAGGUGGAGGGCCUUGCCUUUUAAAAUUGGAUUAGCACUAUGUUGAUUAGACAUUAAGAUCAUAUACUUCCUCCAUUUUUUUUAAAUGCAACGUCCACUUUUCACGUUUGCCAACGCACAAGUUUGACCGUUGAUAUCUGUCAUUCUUUAUUAGUAAAAAUAUUAAAAAAAUAGAUUUUGAAAAUUUAGAAUGAGAGGAAUUUAACAAUAUUUUUUUAAAAUUUAAUUUAUGAUAUAUUAAUAAAUAAAAUUGAGUCAAAUUAAAGUAGAACAUGUGAAUAGUGGAAAAAGUCCAAUGUUGCUUUAAAAAAGAACGGAGGAAGUAUUUUUUAUCUAUGAGCAAGCAUGUGAACAACAUUAAGAUGUUCAUAAUUAGACCUAUUUCCAUCUAAAUAGCUUUGAUCAGGCUAUACUAGAUUUAAAGAAUACUCCGUAGUAAAUACACAUUUAUUAGUCGUUCACUAGACCAACUUAAACAUACCUGAUCAGUUUCUUUCUUUCUUUUUUUUUUUUAAAAUUUUUACAUAUGUAAUAUUAGUGUCGUAUGAAAGAUCAUAAAAAGAUCUUCAAUUUGAUAUUCAUUUUAUAAAAAUAAGAUCAGAAAUGAAAAAGUUAUAACAUUUAUUAUAAAAAAAGUUUUUUGCCACAUGGUAGCAAGAUAUUGGGUAGAGAGUCAAUCUUGAUAUAGAAUGGGCAUUUCCAUGUCAAACUACGAGAAUUAGACAACCCUUUUUUUAGUUGAGUUAGCGGUAGACCCUUUUUUUAGUUGAAUAGGUUGUUAAGCUAUUGUAAAUAAAUUAAAUAUACGAUAGUACUAAUUAAGGAUAUUUAGUUCAUCCCCACUUUGAUAUUCUUACACUAUUAUACACUAUGCCUGAAGAUACUACUGGAGCAGCUCCAGCAACAACACUAGUGUCAGAUGAAACUGAGCAACGGACUGCCGUAACGACGUCGUCUACGCUCACAACAGAGGAGAAAUCUGAUCAUCACCAGAUUCUCAUUCCUCCAAAACCAGAUCCAAACCCUACUAGGGUUUUGAUCAACAAGAAAUUCAUUGUGCUGAUAUUGACCAUUCUAACCUUCAUUUUGUCUUUACCCAUCCUCUUCACCCUCAUCUACUUGCUCUACACGCAGCAGUACGACUGCGAGGAUCUCCUCCGCCUCCCGAGGCUCCAAUACGCCAUCGUCAUCGGCCUCGCCGUCGUCUUCCUCGUCAGCAACCUCGUCCCUUACAUCUUCGCCUCCCGCUUUCCCAUCCCGGCGAUUGUCAUCGUCACCGUGCCUCUCAUCGUCAUGCUCGUUGUCGGCCUCGGCCUCGUCGGCGCUUACCAAGCCGAGGCCCGCAAGAUCCCGGGUUCGCCGCCGUGGCUCAAAUCCAAGAUGCAUGAUGACAAUGCCUGGCCCGCCAUUAAGACCUGCAUUUAUGAAACGAGAACUUGCAAGGAUUUAAUCGCCCGAUCGUACCUUCUCAAAUCGUUUAAUUUCUUGGCUACUGAUAAGCUAUCAUCAACCGAGGCGGGAUGUUGCAGACCGCCUCUGGUGUGCGACAUGGAACUGGUCAACGUCACAUAUUGGAGGAGGCCCUUGAAAAAGAAAGAGGAUGAGAACGGGGGAGAGUACAAUAACAAGGAUUGCAAUUUGUGGGACAACAAAGAAAGCAUUUUGUGCUACAACUGCAAUACUUGUAAAGAAGGGUUCGUGAAGAGCUUGGAGGGGAAAUGGCGGCGGCUUGGAGCUUUCCUUAUUGCCAUCUCUUUGUUACUCAUCGUCUCCCAUCUCUUGCUCUUUGUAGCUACCAUGUGGGAACGCUAUGGAGGAUAGCUAAAUAAGUAAUUGGUUUUAUUUUAUUCUGCAAUUCGUUUAGUUUUUGUCUUCCUUCUGCAGCUUGUGCAUGGAGCAUUAUAUUAUUGUUGUUAGAUUAACUAGAAAAUAGAAAUAGCUACUGUACUAGCUAGCUAGCGUUGGACGUUUACAAUUAUUUUCUUCCUUUUCUUUUAUUGGUUUUAAUAAAUUAGGGAUACUAUAAUUAUAUAUUGUGUCAUUUAAU